This is a messenger RNA of Penicillium waksmanii, 783 nucleotides long. RefSeq names its product cell division control protein 73. The record is from RefSeq and is a predicted model, not a curated record. The coding region runs from base 1 to 783 and encodes 260 amino acids. Gene Ontology annotation, molecular function: RNA polymerase II complex binding. Gene Ontology annotation, cellular component: Cdc73/Paf1 complex. Gene Ontology annotation, biological process: positive regulation of transcription elongation by RNA polymerase II; transcription elongation by RNA polymerase II. Lineage: Eukaryota; Fungi; Ascomycota; Eurotiomycetes; Eurotiales; Aspergillaceae. The transcript has a single exon.
AUGGCCGCGGUCGAUCCUGCUCUGCAGGACCCUCUCCUUUCACUUCGGCGCGCCAUCGCCUCCGGCAGCCUCCCAACCCCGACGACCUCUUCGGAGCUCACCAACGAACAUGCCACAGAGGAUCUUGCCCAAGCGACACAUCUAUUCUUCUCUCAACCGUCUCCACAAGUCAUCGCCCUUUCAACACCGACGCGAUUCGUUUCCGCGUCAACCAGCUCCCCCGUCGACCUGCGCAGCAUCUUUUUCGCGUGGCAGAAGAAAGACGUCGCUAUCCCCGAAUAUAUCGCAUCGGCGCAGGAACUGAAUGAGGCUCUCAAGUCAAAGGAGGGUGAUGACACACAGGUCCAGAUCCUGGUUUUCGUCGAGCGUCUGGAUCUGCUCACCUGGCUGGAAGGUGCCGACGCUACUAGCGAAUAUAUCAAGCCUCUGGAAGGCGCUGCCGCUGCCGCUGAGGCUGCCGUCGCCGCAGGUGUUGUUCAAUCGGAUGCUGCGGCCGGAAUCGCCUCUGGGGCAACUGGGGGCAUCUCAUCGGUCCCCAGUGGACCCGUCGGAGCCGUGACGACAGGUGCUCACGGAAGUCGUGCGCAAAAGACUAUCGACCCCCGACUACAAGAGAUCUACAAUGGCGAAAGAAAGACCGGAGAUCGAAACACCGUGCUACGAGGGAUCAAACCAACCGUAAGUUUCCUUUUGGUUUCGCAAGAUACCCACUCUCGAUUACCACCCCCAUCCCCAUCUCAUCCCCAUAUACCCACGCGAAACAAGACACUAAUACCGCAUUGA